Messenger RNA from Lineus longissimus, 3947 nucleotides. RefSeq lists its product as uncharacterized. Bases 97 to 2907 code for a protein of 936 amino acids. The record is from RefSeq and is a predicted model, not a curated record. Gene Ontology annotation, cellular component: telomerase catalytic core complex. The transcript is spliced from 23 exons. Gene Ontology annotation, molecular function: telomerase RNA binding; telomeric repeat DNA binding. Gene Ontology annotation, biological process: telomere maintenance via telomerase. Lineage: Eukaryota; Metazoa; Nemertea; Pilidiophora; Heteronemertea; Lineidae.
UUCACAGCUCUGUUGUCUUUCAUUACAAUUCAUUUGAAUUGAUUUAAGUCUUAUUUAUGUGGGUAAUCUCAACCGCCCAAAAUAUAUCAUUUCCCCAUGCGGCUGGUUCAUCUAGAAGCACAACCUGUACCCUAUUGCAUGGUAAGCCAGCAGUCUUUAUUCCAGGCUCCUGUGCACUUGGCUGAAGAUUGGAGUCACACAUCUCUCAUUUACAGAUACAAGGAGUUCCUUCAAACCACGGUGAUAGGGAUUGCAGUUGGAGAUGUUGAGUACAACUGGGAUCUUCACAAUGAAGAGCAAACAGAUUUGGUGGCGUAUAUGAGUCGGUUGUUUAUGGCUGUUGAGGAUGUCUUUCGGCAGGAGGGGAAGGAGAACAUGCUGACUCGCGGUGUACGUCAUGUGAGUAUGGGAAACGUGAUGAACAAAAAACCGUCAAUAUUGACACCAAAAGACCCAAGACAUGCUGACGCUCCUUCGCUCGAAUUUGACGCUGUCAACAGUGGGAUCGAGGAACUGAAAGGGAAAUACUGGAGAAUACUUUAUGAAAGGAUUGGCAGCCUGCUUAUUCAUGCCAUCAAACACACGAGCAUCUUUGUGUCUGUAGAAGAGGAGAACCUCAUCCAGAUCACUGGGAAGCCACUGGAUAUACUUACGAUCGAAAAGAAGCGACAUCUGAAGGAGUUGAGAAGUGGAUAUCGGUACCAGUUAGUGGUGAAACCGACCCACAUCUAUGGCACAGACCUGCGAGAAGCCUUUCCCAAUGCCUUUAUACGGAAGGCUCCAGAUCCUGAGACAGUCCACAAAAUGUUGAUGAGGGUUUUAAUGAUGCGUGUUCAGGAUCAUAAGCCCUUCAAUGAAGCCAAGCUUGAGGUGUCGGGCCAUGACCAGCUGGUGGCCUGUCUCAUUCUCCUACUCAAGAAACACAGGAAAAUGGAGAAGAAAUUUAAAUUCCUUGUCCGAUCACGAUUUCCGAUGCCAGAUCUGGCCAAGGCAGGCCCUGAGGCCCUGGUUCAGUCCUUCCACAGAGAAGACAAGAUCCACUCCUUCGUCACACGUUGUCUCCAUGGUGUACUACCAACAGAACUAUUGGGUUCCUCACAAAACCUGAGCAGCUUUCUCAGAAAUCUGAAAAAAAUGCUGAACAGGAAGAAGUAUGAGCAGUUCACUUUGGGAGAACUUCUCAAGGACAUCAAGGUAUCUAAGAUGUAUUGGAUGAGACAGUAUGAGAGUGAGGUGGAGAAGACUGCGAUGGUUGCCAAGGUGUUGCGAUGGCUGCUGGCUUAUUGUAUGGCUCUUAUUGAGGGUUAUUUCUAUGUGACGGACACAUCAGUGCGAAGUAUCCCUGGUGUGUAUGUCUACUACAGGAAGCCAGUGUGGGCGAUCUUGAUCAAAAUGGGAGUUAAAGAUUGUAUCGAACGUGGUCUCAUCGCGCCUGUUUCAAAGGACUCGACCCAGCGACAGUUGCUAAGGACGUCAUGUGUCCGAUUUGUCCCAAAGCAAAAUACCGUUCGUCCAAUCCAGAUGAUGGGACAGAAGAUCAAUAAGGUGUCUGUCAACAUGCAGCUAAUCCCUGUGAAGGAUGCCAUUGGUUGGGUGCUGUCCAAAGAAGCGGCGACUAUCCCUCAUCAGACAUUCGCCACGUAUGCUGACAAGAUCGCAUCAAUGGAACAAAGACCGAGGUUGUACUACAUCAAUCUUGAUAUCAAGAACUGUUUUGAUAAUCUGAAUGCAGGGGAACUUUACAGGACUGUCAUCAACAAAUUGAAGGAUGUUCCAAGUGAGACCUUGUACACGAGGAAGGUGGUAAUAACGCGGCCACAUCGCGGUACCUCCAAUAUCCUUAGGAAGAUGAGUGCAGAGGGCGAGUUCCAUGGCAUCAAGGGAUACGUUGCUUCCUUGGCAAAACAUCAUCAGUUUAGAAAGGUUGUCUUUGUUGAUAAGAUGUUGAACCAACCAAGGAAAACUAAAGAUAUCUGUCGUCUGCUCGAUAGCCAUCUCAACAGUAACCAAAUAAAGUUCCAUCCCAAUGGCCAGGUGUACAUGCAGACGCAGGGUGUGAGCCAAGGAUCAGUGGCAGCAGGUAAUCUGUGUGAGCUAGCGUUCAGGAAGCUGGAGGAAGAGUUUCAGUUCAACGAGUCUGAGUUCUACCAGCGACACGUGGACGAUGUGCUCUUCAUCAGCCCAGAGCGCAGGAGGAUCAGGAGACUGUUCAGACUCUUCCAUUGCAGGACAACAGGUCAAGGGCCUUGUAACGUUAGUGUCAAUCUUGGAAAGAGUUUGACGAAUUGUCCAGGAAUUCCAGUGAGGUAUAUUGACAAUGAUACUGUGACCUCUGUUGGCAUUGUGUUUGACCUUGAAACCUUGACCGUGCAACCUCAAGAUAUAUGUGGUGGAGUGUCAGUAGAUAGGUAUACCAUCUGCAGUCGACAGAGGCCUGGCCAGGUCAUCAGGUCAAAGCUCAUCAAGUUAGUAUUCGAUGGCAUCAUGUCAAACAAAGUGAAGGCUGUUUUCUACCAGUUGCCUUUCAACACAGAGGCGAUGAUAAUCAGGAAGGCACAUGCCACCUUCACCUGUCUUGUCAUACUGUGGAAAGGAUUCAGUAGAAAACUUGGAUUCAAUUUCGACCAGAAUAUCAAGCAAUCAGUAGGUCUCUUCCGGUCUCUUUACCGUAUCUUCUUUACUUACGCUACCCUCCGACUGAGAAAGUUGAGUAAAGGAGACUUUCCCCUCACAAAAGACCAAGUUGGAUGGCUAUGGGCAGAUGUAGUCCGGGAGAGUCUGAAAACAUCUUGGAAAACCUGUCCUAAAUUCUACGGGCUGGUCAGGAGCGAAAGCCGAAGUAUUGGGAAGAGAGUGGGUAUUGUGGAUGUGAGGAAGUUUCAGGAUAUACUGGACAAAAGGAGUUAAGGAAUACGCUCUCUUUCGUUACUGGAAGAAUCAAUGAAACUGGUGCUUUUGUGGAAUUGUGGACUCUGACUUUGUUGUGUGGCACAACUCUUGGUUGUCAGGACAAUCACCUGAGGAUUCGAUAUCUCUUUGAGUGAUGCUCACUCAAACACUUGGUUCUUGGUAUUGUCUGUGAUCUGGUCAGUGAGGUCGUUCUGGGGCCGUUGGAUUAUUGUACAACAGGACUAAAUGGAAUCAUUGUUAAUGAAGAGGUUUUCUCAACAGUGGAUGAUAGUUUACGGUAUAUCAAGCAUUGAAAAAUGAAACUUUUUAUACUAAAAUGUAUUUAUUAACCAUGAUGCUACAUACAUAUCAUUGUAACUUUAACAUCUUCAUAGUCAGACCCUUAUGAAGUUAGCUAAUGUGUGUGGUGUGAAGGUUGUUGUACAGAUACUCAGCCAGUAGUUAAAUGACUUCAGUUUCUUGCUUUGCACUACACCAUUAGGGUCUGUACAGCAGGCUGGUACCAAGCCCUGACUAGAGACCAUGGCUGACCUUCAUUUGAGGACCUUGUUGAGUUUUAACCCUUUGAAAAUCUCCUUCUCUUCAAAAGUACAUGAGAAGAGUUGCAGGCCUAGCCAUGGCAUGAAAGUCGUUAAAGUUUUUUGUUUGAUCGUUAUUUUUUUCCUAUAAAAAUUACAGUUAUUAUGACAAAUGACUACAUACAUGUAAACCACUUGGUUAUGUAUACAUUGGAAAUAAUAACAAGCCAUUUUACAGUGAUCUUCAUUGUCAUGACAAUAAUGGAAGUGGUCACCAUGAAUACAUAAAGCUUCAUUACGAAUGUAAAAAGGUGGGCUUAUUCUACAUUUAGUUACUGUCCAUGUCAAUGAACAUGGUAUGAGUAAUGAUGUGGUUGGCCUACUAUCAUGAUUGGCUGAUCUCAUACCUGGAGGAACUGGUCUAAUCAUUGAAAUGAAUUCACAUGUUUACACACUGUUGUAGUAACGGUGCUGAAAGUGCACACGUUAUGUUGGCUUAAGAUGUAUUUUCAUAAAAUA